CUUUGCAGAGUUCUACCGGCUUUGGAACCUGGACCAUGGUGAACAGGGAGCACUCACAGUGUCAUAAUGUGGGGAGAAGAAGGGAGAGGCAUCCUGCAACCACAGUGAGCUCGACAGAGACACACAGGCAAAGACUAAGCUCAAGAACAGCUUGACCUAGAAACUCCUCAUUUGUUUUGCUGAGCUUGCCUUGUACAGAAUGAGGGACUUUCAGCAUCGUCAGGGGCUAAUGCUCUGGGCCCAGUUCCAGUGCCCUUCAUGUGAAGCAAGGAUGAAGAUGAGACGCCACAAACUCUUUUUGACUCUCUGCAUGGCUGGUCUCUGCCUCAUUUCCUUUCUGCACUUCCUCAAGGCCCUCUCUUAUGUCACCUUCCCCCGGGAGCUGGCUUCACUUAGUCCCAACCUUGUCUCCAGCUUCUUCUGGAACAAUGCACCGGUCACGCCGCAGGUCAGUCUUGAGCCGGGGGGACCCGAGUUCCUCCGCACACCACUUUACUCCCACUCACCCUUGCUCCAGCCCCUGUCUCCCAGCAGAGCCAGUGAGGAGCUACACAGAGUUGAGUUUGUUCUGCCAGAAGACACAGCAGAGUAUUUUGUCCGUACCAAAGCCGGUGGCGUCUGCUUCAAACCAGGCACCAAGAUGUUGGAGAAGCCACCAGUGGUCCGGCCAGAGGAGAGAUCAGAUGGUGCUACGUCGGGGCGGCCAGCCCGCAAGCCGCUGAGCGCCAGUGGGACCAAGCGGCGCAAGUGGGUGGAAUGCGUGUGCUUGCCUGGCUGGCAUGGUCCAAGCUGUGGGGUGCCCACUGUGGUCCAGUACUCAAACCUGCCCACCAAGGAUAGGCUUGUGCCACGGGAGACACCCCGGCGGGUCAUCAAUGCCAUCAACGUCAACCACGAGUUUGACCUCCUGGACGUCCGCUUCCAUGAGUUGGGUGAUGUGGUAGACACCUUUGUGGUCUGCGAGUCUAACUUUACGGCAUACGGCGAGCCACGCCCGCUCAAGUUCCGUGAGAUGCUGCUCAAUGGCUCCUUCGACUACAUCCGCCACAAGGUGCUGUACGUCUUCCUGGACCACUUCCCCCUCGGCGGGCGCCAGGAUGGCUGGAUUGCCGACGACUACCUGCGCACCUUCCUGACCCGGGAUGGCAUCUCCCGCCUCCGAAACCUGCGCCCGGAUGACGUCUUCAUCAUUGAUGAUGCGGAUGAGAUCCCAGCCCGUGAUGGCGUGCUCUUCCUCAAGCUCUAUGAUGGCUGGACAGAACCCUUUGCCUUUCACAUGCGCAAGUCCCUCUAUGGCUUCUUCUGGAAGCAGCCAGGCACCCUGGAGGUGGUCUCUGGAUGCACAGUGGGGAUGCUGCAGGCCGUCUAUGCUACCGAUGGGAUCCGCCUCCGCCGCCGGGAAUACUAUACCAUGCCCGGCUUCCGGCAGUAUGAGAACAGCACGGGACACAUCCUGGUGCAGUGGUCACUAGGCAGCCCUCUCCAUUUUGCUGGCUGGCACUGUUCCUGGUGUUUCACACCAGAGGGCAUCUACUUCAAACUGGUGUCAGCCCAGAAUGGGGACUUCCCCCGCUGGGGUGAUUAUGAGGACAAGCGGGACCUCAACUAUAUCCGGGAGCUGAUCCGAACUGGGGGGUGGUUUGAUGGCACCACCCAGGAGUACCCCCCCGCUGACCCUAAGGAACAGAUGUACGCCCCAAAGUACCUGCUAAAACACUACGAGCGGUUCCACUACCUCCUGGAGAAUCCCUACCGGAGGGCAGAGGUGGCUGGGUGAGGGACG
Messenger RNA from Alligator sinensis (Chinese alligator), 1783 nucleotides. RefSeq names its product mannosyl (beta-1,4-)-glycoprotein beta-1,4-N-acetylglucosaminyltransferase (gene MGAT3). NCBI's taxonomy places the organism in Eukaryota, Metazoa, Chordata, Crocodylia, Alligatoridae. Gene Ontology annotation, biological process: N-acetylglucosamine metabolic process; protein N-linked glycosylation. The record is from RefSeq and is a predicted model, not a curated record. Bases 200 to 1777 code for a protein of 525 amino acids. Gene Ontology annotation, cellular component: membrane. Gene Ontology annotation, molecular function: beta-1,4-mannosylglycoprotein 4-beta-N-acetylglucosaminyltransferase activity. The transcript has 3 exons.